AUGAAUGACACAUCACAAGUACUAUCCGACUGUUUGGCUCUUCUUUCGUCUCCUGCACACGAGAAGUAUCCAUCUCUGAGCGGAAGAGGGUCUUCACAUUUCAAUUCACAUCCGGACAUCCAGUACUUUAAAGAGAUCAAGGAUAAAAACCACUAUGAAUACCACAAACUGAAGUACAACAGCAGUAAUAUAAACCACAGCAAGAGCUUGAGAGGUAACGAUGUACAGGUAUCGAUACAGAAUGUUCUCAGCCCGCAGAAGCUGGUGCUUCCAGCGCAGCUGACUGGCUCUUCUGUACCACAUACCGACCCUCGCAUUAACUUCAAUCCACAUGAUAGGUCUUCGCUCAUACUGCGCUUGUCUACCUUUUCUGUGCUAAACUGGCAGGUACCUGACUUGGGGCUCACUGCGGUGGACUUGAACGAACUUACCUGUGCAAGAAAAGGUUGGAAAUGCCUAAAGGGGACCAGUCCUAAGAACACACUCAGUUGCACAUACUGUCACUCAGUGAUGCAGCUUAAAUUCAACGAUGCUUCUACAGGCGCAAAUACUUCGUACUUUCCCUUCGACUUCGAUGCGGAUGAUUAUAUGGAGCUAAAUGUGGCAUUAGCUCAAAACUACCUCAAACAAAUCAGAUAUCAGGGUCAUGACGAUAACUGUCUCUGGAGAGUCUACGAGACUCCACUUGACGGUGUGUACUAUCCGAGGCCCUACAUAGACGAGACUAGCAUCGAGUUAGUCGAAGAUUACUUGAAGAAUCUCAAAGCACUCACCGAUAAUAACCAUCUUAUAGUAGACUUGAGACCCAUAUUCAAAAAUUCAGUGAAUUUCCAGCCGCCUAGUCCCUCUGAAGAGUUCAUAUCUAAGUCAAACUCGCUUCUCGUUGAAAAAUACUACAAAGAAGACCAGGAAAAUUCCUACUACGAUAUCCAAUUAAAUUCAAAUAUUCCCGGGUGGAUGUACCGAAUAGCAGCAUUGGGAUGGAGCUUACAUGUGCAGUAUUUCUCACGCCAAUAUGUGAUACUCUUGGUCUGCUCCCAGUGUAAUAGUAGAGUGUUUUUACCACAGAACCAGAACCAAAAUCAGAGUCAGACCCAGGGUGAACUUAAUUUGUCUCCACUGAGAAUACUCACUCCUUGCAAGUACCCACCAUUCAUUUCCAAUGUAGCCAACAAUGAGAGCAUAUUCGAUGAUGUUGAAGAAGAGGAGCUUUCCAAAAUAGAUAUAGUUAACGAGCACAAGCCUUGGUGUUGUCACCUAAAACAAUAUCCUCACAACAGAACUUUGGAAGAUCUUUUAUUUGAAUUAAUCUUAGUAGAAACAGAAACCAAUACAACCAAGUCUACAAAGCGUAAGUCAAGUCUGGAAAUCGCUGAGAACUUAAAUAGAUUAAACAAACUCAGGAAAGUCUUCUUGAAUCAAAAUUAG
This is a messenger RNA of Dujonia railenensis, 1428 nucleotides long. Lineage: Eukaryota; Fungi; Ascomycota; Pichiomycetes; Serinales; Debaryomycetaceae. The record is from the annotation of a GenBank genome assembly.